Aspergillus glaucus CBS 516.65 is the source of this 1058-nucleotide messenger RNA. RefSeq lists its product as uncharacterized. The transcript is spliced from 2 exons. Gene Ontology annotation, molecular function: delta(3,5)-delta(2,4)-dienoyl-CoA isomerase activity. The coding region runs from base 62 to 901 and encodes 279 amino acids. Gene Ontology annotation, cellular component: mitochondrion. The record is from RefSeq and is a predicted model, not a curated record. NCBI's taxonomy places the organism in Eukaryota, Fungi, Ascomycota, Eurotiomycetes, Eurotiales, Aspergillaceae.
GUGGCUUUUCAUACAUUGGGUCUUUCACAUUUCAUCCAAGUGACCGUCAAAUACGUCCAUUAUGCAAGGCUACCAUUACCCCUGCUUCAAUGUCACCUCUCCGAUCCCCGACGUCUGCCUGGUACUGGUCCAGAGCGACCGAAAACUCAACACUUUCACCGAGGCGAUGCGCCGUGAUUUCCGGCGGCUUAUCACCCGUCUGUCCGACGACUCACAAGUGCGUGCCAUCGUUAUCGCGGGGGCAGGGGACCACUUUACAGCGGGGCUAGACCUGCAGGAGGCCAUGAAAGGGCCUAUUCUCAGUGGAGUCGAUCGCACUAUCGAUCCGGCCCGAAAGGCCCGAAUAAACCGUGAGUACAUUCUGGACUUUCAGGCCUGUGUGGAUGUGGUCGAAAGAUGUGUGAAACCGGUAAUUACUGCCCUGCAUGGAUUGUCCUACGGACUUGCUAUAGACCUGGCUUGCUGCGCAGACAUGCGUAUCUGCGCCGCCAACACCCGGUUCUGUGUCAAGGAGAUCGAUAUCGGGAUUGCGGCCGACCUAGGCACGUUAUCACGCCUGCCCCGAAUGGUGGGCAAUGCCAGUUUCGUACGAGACGUCUGUCUGACGGGCCGGGAGUUCUCCGCGCAGGAAGCGGCGCAAGUUGGAUUUGUCAGCUAUGUCGAAGAGACGAGGGAAAGAGCCAUUGACCAGGCAGUCGAGAUAGCCGGCCAAAUCGCGCAGAAGAGCCCAGUGGCCAUCCAGGGAACCAAAGACAUCCUCAAUCAUGCGCGGGAUCAUCCGGUGGGCGAGAGUCUGCGGUAUACUGCUGUGUGGAACGGGGCCGCGCUGCAGACGCAGGAUGUUAAGGAAGCGAUGCUGUCGUUCCGUCUCCGAAAGAUGCCUACAUUUGAAAAGCUGUGACCUGGUCUGUAUUUAGAAAUUCCAAGAGCAAUAUAAAAACCGGUCCAUCGAUUUCCAGACCAUCCUUCAGUUGCAUCUGUAGUCUGCCCGCUCCCUUUCUUGAUCAGUGGAUGGAGCAAUAACAAAAGAAAGAAAAUAUACAUAAAUUCAUAAUGCC